Messenger RNA from Metschnikowia bicuspidata var. bicuspidata NRRL YB-4993, 1995 nucleotides. RefSeq lists its product as uncharacterized. The record is from RefSeq and is a predicted model, not a curated record. The coding region runs from base 170 to 1930 and encodes 586 amino acids. The transcript has a single exon. Lineage: Eukaryota; Fungi; Ascomycota; Pichiomycetes; Serinales; Metschnikowiaceae.
AGGAGUGAUAGCUUCCUUUUAACCCGCACCAACUCUUGAACUUGGAGAUUAGCGACAAAGACUUGCCGAGAAAGUGAUUAUCACUUUUUUCUGACUGUCAUCGCAAUCCCCGUUAGUCUCCUUCAGAAACAAGAGGUUUCACUUUGGAAGUCCCUAAUUUCUCCCAAGCAUGUCAAAACUAGAUUCUCUUCUCGCUAUGGUAGAUGAAAUAUCUUGCCGCUCAGAUAAGCUAGUUGGCACGGUGGACGAGUCACACAAACUCAUUCUGCUGAUCGUGGACUUGAACACAUCGAUCACAAAGUAUGACACGGAGAUCGAUGCCAUGUCACAGCUAGCCACCCGAAACAAUGCAUUUUUGGCCGAGUUUCAAAAGCUAUACGAAAGAGCGUUCUACCUUGAGCUGAAUUUUGGUUUAAACGAAUGCUACACCAACAAUACAUCUUUCGGCAAUUUAUACAGCGAGUAUGAUUUCCUCUGGAACGAAUUCAAUGCCACCAACCAAAACACCAGCCCAAAAUGCACAAAAAGCGAGUUUCAAAACGCGGAUAUGGUCUCUCCGGCCCCGGAAAUGCAUCAGUCCCCCGAGAAGAAAGUGAAAAACAUUAUUUCAAUCUCUGAUCUUAACCUAAAGCCUUUGCGAUGCAAGGACUCGAAAGUUCAGAGGCAGAAGUCGCGGUAUAGACUUUCAGAGGCUUAUACCUUGAAUCCUCUUCUGGCUUUGCCCAUCCGUGAAAUUCUGGAAAGCUCCACAAACACGAAAUACUCAAAUGUCAUGAGCGUGCUGGCUCUGGACCACGAGCGUGGCGAUGACUUAUCGUUUAUUUCUCAGACAUCAGUUUCUGGCCUGCCAGUGUCUACUUCCACAUCUGAGGAAAAGGAUUUGACUCGCACCCCUCCUUUCUUGGACACUGAACCCAAAGAGCCAAAAUCUUCCAAAGCCAAUUCACUGCCGAUGUUAUUCAAAUCGCUAGACUUACUGGACUUAGACGAAGACGAUAUGGAAGACUCUGGGUUGCUGAAUUACGAUUGCCAUUCACUAGAGUCAAAGUUUGAGGACUUUGAAAACUUUCACCAUUUCUUGCGCCGCAGUCGUAUAAACCUCAAAGAGUGUUUUCCGGCACGGCUAGAAAGAUCUAAGUCUGAUGAUUCAAUCCUCACCGUGAAAAGAGGGUCUGAUUAUUCGUCUUUAUCACAAAGCGCAAGCCAGCAAAAGUUUCAUAAUCCAACAGAUAUGGUAAGUGCCCUGAAGAAAUCAUUAUCCAACCAACCUACUUUGGAAGCCAUCUAUUGCAGAAAAAAUGAUGCUGCGUCAAAGUUUAAAGAGCACUCUUCCAAGUUGCUUGCGAGUCAAAAAGAAUUGGACAUUUGUCUGGUAGCUGGACUGCCCAACCCCAGAAAGACGCAAAAAAACUUUGAUCUUUUUAAGCUCAUGAAUUCCCCGCUUGGAUCACCCAGAGGGCUUGAUCGACCGCGAAUCGCUGAUAAAGAUCAAGAACGAAAUACCCUGGCCAACAGCACCAUUUCCAACCGUCAAAUUCCUCAAAGAAGGAAAAGCAUGGACUUGUUUGGCAGUUCGUUUGCUUCGAGUUUCAUCAAUUUCGUCAGUGCUCCAUCUUCUUUACCGAUCCAUGGAGUGACUGCUACAGGAAAAUACAGUGAUGGUUUGAUUGUUCGAUCUCCACCGGAACAAAUUAAGAAGAUGAAAAAAAAUGCAAAAGAGCCGAUUGCGCUGAUAAAUGAUAUCAAGUCCAAGAGACUUCCGCCUAGCGAGCAACAACUUCGGAGUGGAAGUGGCUCAUUCUUGACAAUCGGUCCUAAUAGAACUAAGAUAAUCAAUCACGGGAACUCUUCACCUUUCAAAAAACCCACUCUACGUCGAUUGAGCCAAACUCUCCUCACGGAUGCUCUCAACGAGUCCCUUUUGUUUUGAAAGCUUUCAAUAAAAAACUUUUGUGAGUUUUGGAUCUUACAAUAUCAAGCUGUAAUUGAGAUAUG